CACAUGAGAGAGUGAUAUAAAUAGAGGCUUUCUUUGGCUAGAAGAUCUGCUUUGUUUCUCUUUUUGGGCACAAUGUACGCAGACUACAACAGGCCCAGUACAGCUCCUUCAGUCCUUCAGCCAGAUUUACGGACCCCAGUCGUACAACACGAAUACUUCCCAGGGCACAGGAACAACAGAUGGACCAUCACCCCUCCCCCAUCCUUGGCAUCUUAACUGUACAGUAUAAAGCUCAAAGUUCGGGGCUUAGGCUAGUCAUUUGCCAGUGGAGAAUAAGACUGGAAAGACAAUAGAAGACCAAAUUAAGUGAAGAACUGGUAGUAGAGUUGAGUUGAGUCAAUGAUGAAGACACAAACUCAGGACACCCCGACGAAACAUCAGGAGCACCUGAAGAGACAAAGAGACAUUUUGGCUUUCCGAAUGAAGAAGCUGUCGACAAAACAAUCUGACUUCAACAGCAAGACUGCGACUCUAAAAGAGAAGAUUAAGAAGAAAUAUGAUGACAUGAAGAGGGUUUUGGAUGAGGAUCUGAGAAUUACACUGAGCCAGUUGGAUAUUGAGACAGAGGCCAUGGAGAGAACUAUUGAGGACAGCAUUGAAAAAUGCUACCACCUCACGCAAGAAAUCGAUCAGCAGCUUGCUGAACUGUCUGCACAGAUGGAGAAAGAUCAACAUCAGGGUCAAGAGAAGAUGUCAGAGAUGGAGGAAAGGAUAAUGGAGGCUCUGAAGAAGACAGAUCCAGAGUUAAUACAGAUGGACGAGUUUAAGAAUGAACAGCUGCUCGGCUUGACCAUCAACCUGCUGCUGUUCAUACGCUCUCAGGUUCCUGUCACCAAGAAACUCUUCCAAAGCUACGCUCAAGAAGUUGUUCUGGAUUCUGACUCUGCUCACCCAAAACUUAUUAUUUCCCCUGAGGGCGACUUAGUCACUUACACCGAUACCUGGCAGGACGUUUCUGAAAACCCGUCUCGAUUUGACACAACCCUGAAUGUAAUUAGCCGGAAGGGCUUCACAGAUGUUCGCAACUACUGGGAAGUACAGGUAGCUGGUAAGACAUACUGGGAACUAGGGCUCACAUACCCCAACAUCCCUAGGAAGGGCAAAGAGGAGGACUGCUGGUUGGGCCGUGGCCCAACGUCCUGGUGUGUUGAGUAUUUCAGUGGCGAAUACACGGCCUGGCACAAUGGCGUUCCCCACGAGCUCACCCAUGUAAGUGGGAGAUGUUUUCAGCGCAUUGGCAUCUUCUCCAGCUCAGAAGGAGGUUUGGUUUGUUUCUUGGGGGCUGAUACCAUGACACCUCUGUACAGUUUUUGUGCAGGAACCUUCACAGACUCUCUCUACCAGGCUGUCUGUCCUGGUCAUGACAACCAGGAGACCAACAGGAAACCGCUGAUAAUUUGCGAUGCCUCAAAAUCCCCCCCAAUCUUGUGAUGGACUGUAGAUGAAGGUUGGGGUCUAAUUCAUUUAUUUAGUGAGGACUCAUUCAGUUAAACAAAAGUGACAGUAAAGAUGUUCAUAAUGAUUACCAUUUUAAAAGAAUGUGUUUUUUUUUUUUUUUUUUUUAAAGGAAAAAUAAAACCCGCCCAUUUACUCGUUCCAGGGGUAAAAUACACAUUCCCCUGGUAAAAUUCACAUUCCAGGGGCUAAAUAUCAUGUUAUUGGGUUACUUCACACCACGGACAUUGAAAACACCCUGUGACAACAGUGUUAAAGUAUCCCAAUUCCACGGGAAAACCGUGGACUUGGCAACACUGACCCUGGGUAUUAAGACUUGUAUGGCUUAAAGGAGUAGUUCACUUCCACAACAAAAAUUUACGGACAAUGUACUCACCCCCUGGUCAUCCAAGAUGUUCAUGUCUUUCUUUCUUCAGUCGUAAAGAAAUUAUGUUUUUUGAAGAAAACAUUUCAGGACUUCUCUCCAUAUAAUGGACUUCUAUGGUGCCCCCAAAUUUGAACUUUCAAAAUGCAGUUUAAAUGCCGCUUCAAAGGGCUCUAAAGAUCCCAGCCAAGGAAUAAGGGUCAAUUUAUUUACUUUUUAACCUCAAACACUUGUCGCAUCUAGCUCUGUGCAAAGCCACUAGAUGGCAAGCCUGCAACCAUUAGCUGAAAAAGUGUAACAGCUAAAGCUAAUGCUCUGGUCUGGCAGUAUAUGGGAAAGGAGACUUUUUGCGACAGGUGGGAUUCAGUUUACGGCACUUCUAAUUUAUUCCUACGGUAUCUGUAAACAGCCAUUGAGUGUUGUAAUGUGAGUGGUUAUUAAAGGAAAAGUCCACUUCCAGAACAACAAUUUACAAGUCAUUUACUCACCCCCUUGUCAUCCACGAUGUUCAUGUCUUACUUUCUUCAGUCAUAAAGAAAUUAUGUGUUUUGAGGAAAACAUUUCAGCAUUUUUCUCCAUAUAAUGGACUAAUAAUAUGGUUUCUCCAUAUAAUGGAAAAUAAUAUGGUGCCCUGAGUUUGACAAGACAAGACGAGCGUUUGAGAAUAAAAAGUAUUUAAAUUGUAUUUUUUUGAUGUACAUAACCGAUCGUUUCACUAGAUAAGACCCUACUUCCUCGGCUGGGAUCGUUUACAACCGCAUUUGGGAUCGUUUGAAGCCACAUUUAAACUGCCUUUUGGAAGUUAAAAUUUGGGGGCACCAUUGAAGUCCAUUACAUGCAGAGAAAUCCUGAAAUGUUUUCCUCAAAAAACCUAAUUUCUUUACGACUGAAGAAAGAAAGACAUAAACAUCUUGGAUGACAAGGGGGUCAUUAUCUGUAAAUUUUUGUUCUAGAAGUGAACUAAUCCUUUAAUAUAACAAAUGAUGUCUCUUGCUGAAAUAUGUAGUAGAAAUCCUAUGAAAGAUUUAAGUUAUUUUAAAAAAUCCACAUUGUUUUAUGCAUAUUUUGAACUAUGGGGCUGCGCACCAAAAAUAAUGGCACCCACCAUAAUCCAAAAUAUGUAUCAAAUGAUGUGGAUUUUUUUAAAAUAAUGCAAAUCUUUCAUGGGGUUUCUACUAUAUAUUUCAGUAAGAGACAUCAUUUAUGUUAUAUUAAGCCACACAAGUCUUAAUACACGGAAUUCCAUUUAACUUUCUAUUCAGUCCCGGAUAAAAUAUAUCACGGUUUUCACAAAAAUAUUAAGCAGCACAUGUUUUUUCAACAUUGAUAAUAAUAAGAAAUGUGUCU
Messenger RNA from Labeo rohita (rohu), 3166 nucleotides. Its product is annotated as probable E3 ubiquitin-protein ligase TRIML1. The transcript has 6 exons. The record is from RefSeq and is a predicted model, not a curated record. The coding region runs from base 340 to 1431 and encodes 363 amino acids. Gene Ontology annotation, molecular function: protein binding. NCBI's taxonomy places the organism in Eukaryota, Metazoa, Chordata, Actinopteri, Cypriniformes, Cyprinidae.